Molecule: messenger RNA, 4296 nt
Organism: Ostrinia nubilalis (European corn borer)
Lineage: Eukaryota; Metazoa; Arthropoda; Insecta; Lepidoptera; Crambidae
Product: zinc finger protein 883-like
Exons: 9
Coding region: 292-2289 (665 amino acids)
Biological process (GO): regulation of transcription by RNA polymerase II
Cellular component (GO): nucleus
Molecular function (GO): DNA-binding transcription activator activity, RNA polymerase II-specific; RNA polymerase II cis-regulatory region sequence-specific DNA binding
Source: RefSeq, a predicted model, not a curated record
UGGAGCGCCGUUCCAUAAAUUUAUUGUGUUUAAAUAUUUAAAUUUCCGCCUGAAGUAAUAAAUCUAUGCAACCGGCAUGCUUGUGUGCUUGUAGAGAAGAAUGUGGGUGUAAAACGAGCGGUGUCUUUGUAUUCGCAAGAAUGAUUCUCCAGAGCCUUUUUUUACCCCAUAAGGAAAUAAAACCUUAAAAAUGUAAGAAAAAAUACACGCUAUUAUGAUUUUUGCAAUAGCCCCAAUAUCAGUAUUCAUUUGAUGACUUAAAAUAUCAAUAGAUGGAUCAUACAUAGAAAUAUGGCUGCUCUUUCAAAGUGGGUCCCGGUGGGGAUGGCCUCAGACCAGCCUCAGUUCAAUCAUCUAAAGCUCACCACCAUCGACAAAAUCGGUGGCAUCUACUGCCGCAUUUGUCACACAAAAUUUGGAAAUAAAAAGGAAUAUGACACACAUUACCUAAAACAUGAUACUGGUAGCAAAGAUAUUACGUACACAUGUGUUGUUUGUUAUAAAGACAUAGUUGGCUACCCCAGUUUUCGAGGACAUUGUUACACAAUUCAUGUCAUGAAAGAUAAAUUUAGAUGCACCCAUUGCAAUAAGCAGUUUUCAAAGCAAACAGCACUUGUCAGCCAUUAUGAAUCUUUGCAUCAGUUCAAAUGUUCAACAUGCCAUGUUAGAUUCCAAUCCCAAAAAGAUCUUGCCAUGCAUCAAAUUUGCCACAAGAAUGAGCAGUGUAACCCACCUUAUAACUGUCAAAUUUGUAACAAGCAGAUUGAGGAUACGAACGAUUGCGAGCAACACAUUGAAGACCAUUGCUCCAUCUCUUACUUCUGCCCGAUUUGCGACGAGGGCAUCAACGAAAUUCAAAACGCUACUAGUCACCUGGCUAAGCAUUUUGGCGAUGUACUUAUUGAAGACAAUGAGUCCAAUUCAGAUUCUGAGGGCCAAGAAUUUUCAAACGAUAGCUCCAUAGACAUCCUUGGCGGUAUAUUCUGUUCGAUCUGUAAAAAAACUUAUAAAGCCAGACCAGAUUUCGAUAAUCAUUUCAUGUUAGAACAUGACGAUAAAAAAAUUAUUUACGGCUGUAAUAUCUGUGCAAAAGAGUAUGACAAAUACUUUGUCUUUGCUAACCACUGCUAUAACCAUUAUACCAAAGACAAAUUCCAGUGCGAAGUGUGCUUCAAGAGCUUUCCCCGGCUGUCCCUGCUCGUGAUCCACAUGGAAGCCCAUUCCAGAACGCGCGACGGCGGCUUCCAGUGCCUGCAAUGCGGGCACGCGCUCCAGACUGCCAGAAGGCUCCGGGAUCAUUACAAGACCGAGCAUGACAUCUGUUACAGCCAGUGUCCGGAGGAAGGCUGCGGCAAAAUCUUCGCAACACCCAAAGAGCUGGUCCUCCACCGCAAGGAGCACGCUGGAGGCAACUGGUGCCAGCAGUGCGGCCUGCGGUUCGCGUCGCUGGCCGCCUGCCUCAAGCACGUGCCCGUGCACCGCAAGAAGCGCUACUCCUGCCCCGUGUGCAAGCGCUGCUAUGGGGAGAAGUACCUGCUCAUGAAGCACGUGACCCAGCACUUCUCGGCUGUGCUCCACGUGUGCAAGAUCUGCGGCAAGGUGUACUCGCACCGCCACCGCCUCAUGCAGCACAUGAAGGUGCACAACGAGGCCAAGGAGCACGCCUGCGCCAUCUGCGGCAAGGGCUUCGCCAAGCUCUACUUACUCAAGCAGCACCAGAACAUCCACUUCAACAGCAAGCCCUACAAGUGCUCCAACUGCCCCAAAACGUUCGCAAGCGUUCCGAACCUGAGAAAGCACAUGAAGAAAAUCCACAACGUCACGCAGAUCACGUUCAACCAUUACGAAAAGCCUGCAGAAACUAGCAACGAGAAGUUGGAUGUGAGCAAUCCGUCUAGUUCCGAAAUGUCUGUCGACGCCCCGACCAGUUUGGAGGAGUCGGACGAGUCGUGCGGCUGGCGCGCUGAUGACACCUUAGAUGAGCUGAUGACCCUGGAGGAGCUGGAUCCGCUGGAGACACGGGCGGAGGAGAUCAGCGAGAUCGAAGCCGACCUCUGGGUGCCGAGUCCGAUGAUGCCCACUGCCACCCCAGUGCCGCUCCCCGCCAGCGUGCCGUGCGAAUACGGCCCAGAACUGGUUCCUCUCGACGAGCACUGCCUACCGCACGCGCCGCCACAGCUGGUGACGCAGCCGCGUUGGCCGCCGGUCCUCACCAAACUGGCCGACUGCGCCUACGCCGACCUGGCCUACGCGGAUUUAGCAGAGGUGAUGAACGCCGAUAUCUAUUAAAUGUUUGUAAAAUUAACGGACCGUGUAGUGCUGUUUUAAUGGGGAUCCGCGCGAAAUUUGCAGCCAGGUGGCGCAUCCGAAUGUUAGCUGUCAAUCGCAUACGUUUUGUUGAUAUUGCCGAACGACUUCUUGAUUUUAUUCCAAUUCACUUCCUGUGUUCAAUACCAGUCAGUUUUAAUCGUAGUGAUCGUCUAUUCCCAAAAACUUGUGUUGAAAAAGAAGUGAGAAAUAAAUAUAAUUCAGUUAUGCCUCCAAGUUUGUAUUUUUGCACGUAAUCAAUAGUGUGAUAUGCCUGGACCGCUUUUGGCGCCAUCUGCAAUAAGCUUUGCGUAUGGUACCCCAUUAUGGCUUUGUACGGUUGGCACGUUUAGUCAGUAUCAAGUAAAAAUAAAAAAAUGAUGUCACAGUGUAUAAUAAAUUUAUUGAAUAGUGUACGAUCUACUUUAUUGUCAAUAAACACGUCAUAGAUUCCAAUACUAAUUUGAACCUUAUUAGUCUAUCAUAAGGACGAGGUGGUAAUUUUUGUUUCUUGCACUGACACUGUCUAAGCCAUGGACCUAUAAAAAAAGGCGGACGGAACUCGCGCUACAACAAAACUGUGACGCAAAAUUUUGGCGUUUGUCUAUUGUGUGAGUGAAUUUAGGGAUGCCAUGUUAGCCAAAACAUUUUACCCAUUUAUUUUAAGAAAAACAUAGAUCGGCAGAUGUUACUUGGAAAUGUAGACAGAAUUAUUCCGUGCCAUUUUAAAAGGAUGAAAGGUGAAUGCGAUGAGGUAGGCGCGAAAUUUUCAAUGUUCAAAUUUUCUUACAUUGUUUGCAAGUCAGUGUGUCAGGGUAUGUAGUUAUGUACAUAAUGUUGAUCAAAAAUGAUUCACGCAGUUACAAAUUACGAAUCUUGUGUACAUUAUAAUCAUAAUCUUAUGCAUCAUCAAUAUAUUAUUAUUAUCUCUGAUAGAUUUUUUUUAACAUACAACCUGACACUGACUUGAAAUCAAUGUAAGAAAAUUUGAAUUUUGCAGUUCCACAUUUUUGGGAAGGAUCAAAUUUGCCUAUGAAAAUAUAUCCCAUUAAAACACAAUUAUUAUGAUAAAUUAUUUUAUUUCCAUAGUAUGCGUAAUAAAUAACUAAAAAGUCCUAAAAUUAUUAUUAAUUUCCCAUAUUUCGGGUAAUUUUCCCACGUAAAUAACUGAGAACACUGGUCUUUGACGUAUUAUUUUUUCGAGUGAAUGACGUUUGAUUUAAAUUAAUUUCAAUAUUUUAAUGUCGGGAAAUAAGUGAUUGGAUUAUUAUUUUGCCUGUGAAAUGUGAUUGCUUAAUUUUUGUUUGUUCGAACAGAACGGUUUUUACACAAUUUCAUCACACAAGACAUGUCGUAUUCGUGUUGUUUUUUCGCUGCUUAAAUGUGUCAACUGUGUGAAGUUUGCACUCGAAGUGGUGUAACAGGGUGUGAAUGUGUGCGUGCCGGCCUGUACGUACAGGCAAGCUGGUGUAUCCUAAUGUCACAGUAUUUUGUUGAUGAGAAUCCGUCCGACUUUUUUUAUAGGUACUCGUAAUUUACUAAAAAAAAAAACAAAAUAACAAAAUGAGUAACACGAUUGUGUGAAACUCAUGCAAAAAAAAAAAUUGUUUCCAUAUUUAGAUAUUAAGCUUUUCGUUCAGUGUAAUCCAGAAAUAGAUUUAAGUGUAAAUGAAAAAAAUAUGUCUAUCUACACUACACGGUCCGUUCCCUAUUCACUGUUAACAUGAAAGUUAGAGAUAAAUAGUUAUAAUAGUAUUUGUAUAACGGCAGAGCGGUACCGAAUGGUCGAAAUCGCCUGCCGGCCACAAGUCUACCUCACGCAGUAACGACUAUAUACCUCAGUAAUCCAUAGGAGCUAUUUUGUAGUGUAACUGUUUAUACAUUAUUAACAUGUAUCCCACCAAACAUUAGAUGAGUAAUUAUAUUCAUAAUAUUGCUACCUCACUUUAGUUUCUUAAGUUUUUUUAUUAUAGUUUUUUUGCUUAUUAU